AUGAAAAGACUGCAGCUCCUCCGAAGGAGCAGUUCGGUCCUGUCGCCGCAGGUCCGGACCGGUACUGGGCUACAGAAACAUAUCUACGCUAGUUUACGGUGGCAGUCGUCCGCCUCGCCUGCUGUUGAAGAACAAGAUGACCAAUUGACUCAAAAGCAAUCGCCUGUUCCACCGCCUCCUUUUCUCAGUCCACGGGAACAGAGACUACGACUUCCGUCUCCGCCUGUUUCGGCCGCACGCGAGUCGGCAAAACUUGCAGCGUUGCAUGCUCGACUUUACCUUCCCUCACGAUUGCCUCUCGAAACACUCGCAAGAACUCUGGUGGAUGCAUCCGCGGAUAGCAAUCCCAAUUUCAAUAACGAAUCUUUGGCCACGCUUGGUCAGGAUCUCCUGACCUACUAUGCCUCCGAACACCUUAUCUGUACAUACCCUCGACUGCCCAUGACCGUUAUAUUUGCAGCAAUGUAUGCGUAUGUUGGGCCUAAAACACUAGCGGCAAUGACGAGGGAAUGGGGCGUGGAACUUGCUGCUACUCCUGGCGGAGAGGUGGACCCGGGCUUCCUUCAGUUCAAAAGAGUUCUCCCCGGUACCGAAUUGAACACGGGAGAAGAGGAAGAAGUCAGAACAACGAGGCCUAGUAAUUAUCAGAGCUCGUGGAGGAAGGGGCUGACCUCUAGAAUUGUGUACGACGAUGAAUUCGGCGAACCUGUCAAGGCCCCUACGAAGCCAUCUUCGCCUGCGGACGCCGCGAAUACCCCUGGUGUGACUGCUGAACAAGCCAGCGCCACUUUCAUUCGGGCUGUUAUGGGUGCCAUUUAUCUCCACGCUGGCCGCCCUGCUGCCAAACGCUUCUUCGAACAACAUAUUCUUUCCCGGCACCUAAAUAUCUCGGAACUAUUCAACUUCUCCCAGCCCGCUCGUGAUCUGAGCCGAUUGUGCGCCAGGGAGGGCUUUGAGCGCCCUGUCGCAAAGAUAAUCAGCGAGACCGGUCGGAAGAGCAGGCACCCUGUCUUUGUUGUUGGUAUAUACUCUGGUGAGGAUAAACUGGGAGAGGGCGCUGGCGCCAGUCUUAUGGAGGCUCGAACCAGAGCUGCAGUGGCAGCGCUCAAGGGGUGGUACUUGUACAGCCCACUGACUGUGCGUGUGCCCAGCUCUAUGGAGGAGAAAGGUGCAGCACCUUGGAAGCCUGUCUACGUGGAUCUGGGCGAGGUGAUUGUAUGA
Monascus purpureus is the source of this 1221-nucleotide messenger RNA. Lineage: Eukaryota; Fungi; Ascomycota; Eurotiomycetes; Eurotiales; Aspergillaceae. The record is from the annotation of a GenBank genome assembly.